Messenger RNA from Phanerochaete carnosa HHB-10118-sp, 4567 nucleotides. RefSeq lists its product as uncharacterized. Gene Ontology annotation, biological process: actin cytoskeleton organization. Gene Ontology annotation, cellular component: cytoplasm. The coding region runs from base 8 to 3508 and encodes 1166 amino acids. The record is from RefSeq and is a predicted model, not a curated record. The transcript is spliced from 3 exons. NCBI's taxonomy places the organism in Eukaryota, Fungi, Basidiomycota, Agaricomycetes, Polyporales, Phanerochaetaceae.
UGACGCUAUGCGCUGGGUAGCUGCCGCUAUCAGGUGGAACGGCGGCGACGACGAUGAAAGCAGCCAGGACCGAUGGACAAAGACAUAUGUUACAAAGUCUACGAAGCCAGAACCUGCGAAACAAGCGAUUGAGCCAAUCGGUCAAGUACCGACUGGCACAUCAAAUCCCAGCCUGACGAAACGAUUCCCCCAGCCAUCCGGUUCCAAUGCUACUUCGGCAAAGUCUCCUUUGAGCACCCGAGUGUCGGAGCAUAUUGCUUCUGUCACUUCCGCAUAUUCCACCCCGAAGACGAGAGCGAGCUUAGACCAUUCCACCAUCACUGACACCCACGCAGAGCAGGGCAUCCUACCCAGCCCCCAUGGCUCGGAACUGGCUAAAGUUUACGGCUCUGUCCUCCAGCCGAAGGAAACGCUGGCGUCCUUCCGGUGUGGCAUAUGUUCUACUAUCUUCCCUCCGGAUGCAACCAUAUAUCCUGACCCUUCUUCCAUGAGCUCUGCCGAGCUAGACGGCUUGCCUAGCAGUAGCGGUACUCGCUUUCUGUGUCGACUGUGCUUCGUCGAAAACGGCGGCUCGAAGGGGAAGUGCGCGACCUGCCGCAAACCGGUCCUUAUCCUGAAAUCGGAAGGCGGCUUUGUCGAAACAAGCGGUCAUGUCUGGCACAAGAAAUGUUUCAACUGCGAAGGCUGCGAGAAGAAUCUUGGUGCACGGCCCAUGGUAGACUUGCUUGGGCGACCGUGCUGCUCGGAGUGUUUCGACACUUGCUUGAAGCGUCCGCCGAAAGGCAUAGACUCUCCCGGACGCUUUGCCACCCCAGAGAGAGGCAAGCCCGGUAGCCUUGGAGGAAAUCGCAUGGAUCGAGACCAAGAUAGAGAAACAGAAGGUAGCCCUACGCUCGAUGAGCUCGAAACUCGGCUCGGAAUUUUGAAGAGCAGGCAGAGCGCGCCCACUGCCGUCCGUGAAGUCGGCAAGCUCAAUUUUGAAGAACACAUGAGCCCUUUCGCGUCACUCCAUAAAGAUCCCACCAACCGUUAUUCAACUCCUACUAGUCCCCCUUCCGUCACUCGCGACCUAGAUACUCGAACAUCUAGGGGAGAAACACCGCCCUUUGAACGUAUCCGCAAGGACUCCGAUGUUAGCAGCGAUUUUGGAGACAGACCAAGUCCUCGACGUCACGCGCGCGCUUCCUUGGCCGACAACGGUCCUGCCGCACGUACAAGGACCCGUCGUAGCCGAAGUCGUGCCAGGGAGUCCAUGGAUCCUCUGGAGAGUACACCUACAGGUCAGAGCACGACCAGCACACCACGCAAGCCGACAGAGGAUGCCAUCGAAGAAAUGAAGAAACGCUUCUUGUCUGGAUCGCCGUCCGUGACACCCACCAAAGCACCGGCUGUUUCCUCUUCCUCCACUGCGCGACGCCGUUCGCGUUCUCGCUCUCGUCCUCGCGUGAGCAUCGGAGAGACGGAGAUCGGUAGUCCUCCAUUGCGUCCACGAACGUUGCGGAAGACUACCUCGACAGCAUCACUGCGCUCUAUUCUCGUCACUCAUAGGACUGGCGAGACAGACUUACUGUCUGAGACAGACCUUGGCACCGAGAGUGAACGCGCUGGUUUCACUUUAAUACCAGACCGCACCGGCGAGUCAACGGUCCCCUUUAGGAUCAAUCGGCAUCGCACGGGCGAUUCUGAGGGGACACAUAUCGUCAGGGACCUGACCGGCGCGACUACAGCAGAUUUCCGUUCUGUGGCCGGUCGAGCUGGUGACUUCACCACCGACGACGACUCUCUUGAUCGGUUCGCGACUAUUAGGCCACAAAAGACUGGCGAUCGUGCUAUGGGAUAUGGCUUUUCGGGGAACGUGGCGACCAUCGUCGAGCCGCUUAGGGUGCAUAAGACUGGAGACAAGGCAAGUCCGGUCGUUCAUAGGCACCGCACGGGAGACCGAACGAUCCGUGCCCAGCAGACGGGGGAUACGAGCAUCUCAAGGCAGACCACAGGCACCCGUGCUUCUGAGGCUGCUACAAUUCGGUCGCCGCGAAGCAGUCUUGGCUCUGCAGACGCAGAGCCGGUGCGUAGGACAUCACGGCCGCCAUUCGCGACAUCGAGUUCGGCGAGUUCGGUUUCGUCCAGGACGGACGGAGAUUACGUCGCCUCGGUCACUACGGAUAUACGCGGUCUCGGGCUUAGCCACAAGUCAGGCAGCUUUUCCACAUCGUCUGUUGCGUCGUCUGGUUAUGAAUCAUCCGUUUCAUCCGCUCCCGACCUGAUGAGCGACUGCUCAGACGCCACAUCCUCUCGUUCCAGCCUCCCUCCCUCCACUCCACCCCCGACAAGCCCUCCAACGUUCGCUAGCUCAGCCAUAGGCUUCUCCGCGUCCUCCGGUACGCAAGAUGCUACUCCUACACGCACGAAGCGGGCACAGACAUUUUCAGCCCUGAUGGGCCUGUCCAUUCCUGAACAGAUCCCGCCCGACGCUCGCUGCGAGAAGUGCCGCCAGCCGCUCUUCAGCACAAAAUUUGGCGGGAAGUUCGUUACGGUGCCCGAAGAGCCGUCGAGCACUGGUGUGCUGCCCAGGCGGUACCACACCGCGUGUUUCACGUGCAGGGUUUGUGGGGAGGUAUUUGAGGAGAAGGAAGGUGGGCAUGCUGUGUUUGUGCGCGUUGAGGAGGGAGCAUGCCAUGUGCAUUGCGCUCCUCCGGAAAAGAUCACACUUCGGAAGACCCAUUCAGGCGGAAUCUUCCAACCAACCAAGAUACCUGCUGUUCCCACUGGGCAGUCUUCUACCCCAAAGCAAGAUACCAGGACGGCGUACUACACCUCAAGUCGUUACGAACGUCCUCCGCUGACUGCCCCGCCUCCCCAGACACCUUUCCCAACGUCUCAGCCACGCUUUGGUGGCUCAACGAUCUGCCCAGGAUGCCAGAAAGCCGUAUCACCCAUGGAACGAGGGGUCGUGCCCGGUCCGCAGGGCUCUAAGUGGCAUGGUGGUUGUCUAAUCUGCGGUGGAGUAGAGGCGAAAGGCCGACGCAAGGGGUCUGGUAAAGCUGGAUGUGGGAAGAAGCUGGACAGUGCAGCAAAGAUGGACGGUGAAGGUGGCGUCUGGUGUCGCGAAUGCAUGCUCCUGCUUCCAUUGUCCCUUCGGCAACCUGCUACCCGUUCACCCACUCUAUCUAUGUCUGCGAGUACGGGCCCCUUCGCCCGCGUCGUACCGCAGACCACAGGCACGACCACCCUCGCUCGCCAAUUUACGGGCAUCAGCGGCGGGAGUGGUGUAACUUCUACCUCCAACGCUGAUGCUGAUUUGCUCAGACAGCUCACUGGCGGGGCUUCCAGUCCCACACGGCAAUUGGGCACAAGCCCGACAAAGCAACACGACGGUCCGCGCCCCGGUCACCGAUAUCCGAGGCCCAAGUCUGUGACAGGCAGCAGGAGUGAGGGCAGGGGCAUGUUCCUCGUCAGACAGCUCACUGGUGGAAGUGGGAGCUUCGCCGGAAACGAGUACGGCUUAUGAACCGGCGCGUAAGAGAAGACAGCGGACAGUAUCACGGACAUUGGCAAUCGAUUAAUACCUCGCUGGAUACCUUGGGCAUGUUCUCGCAGAUCUCUCGCAGGUUCGGAGAUGUGAUGUGGAAUGUAUCGUAUUGUGUAGUAUCUUUAUUGGCAAUGUAUACCUACACUUGCAAGAUUCGCUAAAGACCGGUCCCGAAAUUCACGAUCGCUUUGCUGCGCAGUAUAAGUAGAGAAAGGCUCAAAGAGACGGAGACGUACCCGGCAAUGGCUUGACCUCGUCCAAAAUCUUUGUAGUCCCUUGAACGAUGAUCUCCCAUUCCAUUUUGUGUAACCGCUCCUCGAACGCCUCUAUUGGCUCGCCCCCUUUGAUCUCUACCUCGCGCACAACGACAGGCUCUCCGGCGUCCACUUCACGGACUACGCGGUGUACCAUGCAGCCAGAAUGCUCGAUUUCGCCCUUCUGGAAUGCCUCGUAUGCACGCUCGAUGGCGUGCGCGCCGUCAAAAGCACCAGGAAGGGCGGGAUGGAGGUUGAUCACGGAUAUGGGCUUCUGUACCUUCUUGCCGCCCUCGUAGGGCUGGUCGCCGUUCAGGACGUCCAAGAAAGCCUCGCUCAUGAUAUGCAUCCAGCCCGCGAGAACUACGAUGUCUGGGUUAGCCUGUACGACAAUCUUCGCGACCUCGGCAUCGUAGUCUUCACGCGUCUUGCCGGGGUUGGCCUUCAGAUAUGGCUGGAGGGCAAGGUAGGCAGUGGGGAUGGGCGGAUCUGCCUGCUGUGCGCGCGUGAGGCCAUACGCCGCCUUCCGGUUGGAGAGCACGAGGACGAUCCGGGCGUUGGGGAGCGCAGGGGUGCCGAGAGCAUCGAUGAGGGCUUGCAGGUUUGAACCUUGGGUUGUUUACGGCUGAGACAGGGAGGAGCGCUGCAUGGGAGGGAACCUGCGAUACCUGAGCCGGAGAUGAGGACGACAAUGCGUCUCUGCUCGCUGUCUGCCAUAGGAUGCUCGAUGGUGAGUGCGGCAGCCUAGGCAGUGAGCGAGCUUGGGUCGGGGAACAAAGUUGUG